CCUCGCUUCCCAUUUCAUAACUCAAGAAACCCUUAUUUUUUGGUUCUUAGCCUUAUCCGUUAACGUUAACCAUGUCUACCUCUGCGGCUUCUCUAGCACUUCCCACUCUCACUCUCCGAACACGACAACCUCUGUGUUCUCCUCAGUGUUUCUCUUCUUCCCUAUCCCUCAACCCUAACUCAAAGCGCUUCUCCAUUUCCGCGGCGUUUCUUCGUCCAACGUUGUCGUUGUCGUCUCGUUUCGUUUCCCAUGUUGCUCUCUCCUCAGAGUUCGACCAGGAAGAAGACACCUUCAGCGGAGAUGAACGUCCCAACUACUCCCCAGACCUCAAACUCUUCGUGGGUAAUCUUCCUUUCAGUUGUGACAGUGCCCAACUCGCUGAGCUCUUCGAAAGUGCUGGGAAUGUAGAGAUGGUUGAGGUGAUUUAUGAUAAAACGACUGGGAGAAGUAGGGGAUUUGGUUUUGUUACCAUGUCUUCCGCUGAUGAAGUUGAAGCAGCUGCUCAACAGUUCAAUGGUUAUGAGCUAGAUGGAAGGCAAUUGAGAGUGAAUUCUGGACCACCUCCUGCUCGGAAUGAGAAUUUCAGGAAUGAUAAUUUCCGGAAUGAUAAUUUCAGGAAUGAUAAUUUCAGAAAUGAGAAUUUCAGGAAUGAUAAUUUCAGAAAUGACAAUUUCCGUUCUAGAGGUGGCCCUCCUUCCAGAGGUGGUGGUCCUUCUUCAGAUAGUGAACACCGUGUACAUGUUGGUAAUCUUGCUUGGGGUGUUGACCACUUUGCACUUGAGUCAUUGUUUGCCGAACAAGGAAAGGUUUUGGAGGCAAAGGUAAUCUAUGACAGGGAAAGUGGAAGAUCAAGAGGCUUUGGGUUUGUGACUUACGGUAGCUCUGAAGAGGUCAACAGUGCUAUUCAGUCCUUAGAUGGUGCGGACUUGAAUGGCAGAGCUAUACGAGUCUCUGCAGCAGAUGCUAAGCCCAAGCGUCAAUUUUGAGGAUUUAUCCUUUCAUCUAUACCUGAGAACUUCGGUAGUUGGGAGUUAAGCGGCUGCAAGUCAUUGAUGUUUAGCAACAGUUUGUGAAAAAAUGCAUCAUUGAGACUGUAUUUACCUACAGUACAGUACCUGUAAGAAGA
Messenger RNA from Gastrolobium bilobum, 1126 nucleotides. RefSeq names its product 29 kDa ribonucleoprotein A, chloroplastic. Gene Ontology annotation, molecular function: mRNA binding. NCBI's taxonomy places the organism in Eukaryota, Viridiplantae, Streptophyta, Magnoliopsida, Fabales, Fabaceae. The transcript has 5 exons. Gene Ontology annotation, cellular component: cytosol. The record is from RefSeq and is a predicted model, not a curated record. The coding region runs from base 72 to 986 and encodes 304 amino acids.